UCUGCUCCCGGGGGAGUACUCUAUCCUACCCCUCCUAUAAGCAGCAAAGCCCAAGUUAGGGUUUGCGACCUGGACUCUCGUCUCCAUCGUGUUGGUGCUUUGAGCUCGCCUCAGGGGAGUACCUCGAAGAGGAGGGGCAGUUUGUUCGUUCCAACAGUCUCUGCAAUCAUGUCGGGUAGAAAGAAGACCAGGGAGCCCAAGGAGGAAAAUGUCACUCUAGGACCAACUGUUCGAGAAGGUGAAUACGUUUUUGGUGUGGCUCACAUAUUUGCCUCAUUCAAUGACACGUUUGUGCAUGUCACAGAUUUGUCUGGGAGAGAAACUCUUGUACGAAUUACCGGUGGCAUGAAGGUAAAAGCUGAUAGGGAUGAGUCUUCCCCUUAUGCGGCUAUGCUUGCUGCACAAGAUGUUGCCCAAAGAUGCAAGGAACUUGGCAUUACUGCUCUUCAUAUCAAGCUCCGAGCUACUGGAGGCAACAAGACAAAGACACCUGGUCCUGGGGCUCAGUCUGCUCUUAGAGCCCUUGCUAGAUCUGGAAUGAGGAUUGGUCGCAUUGAGGAUGUGACUCCUAUUCCCACUGAUAGCACGCGUAGAAAGGGUGGACGACGAGGGAGGAGGCUUUGAGCUUUUCUAGCUUUCUGUCUGGUAUUUGGGCUCAGCACCUCCCUAUAACCGUGAAUUUUCUCUCUUCCUUAUCAUGUGGAUUGUGAUCGAAUGCUUGAUAAACAAUUUUGUUGCCCAGGUUUUUUCCCUCUUAAAUUUUCAUUUGAGCUAUAGUAUUAGAUUAGCUAAACCUAAACUUGGUUUGUUUCUUGUGAGAUGUUCUUUUUGAUAAUAUUGUGAUAAUAUGUUGAAGAUUUAGUUUUGGUCUGAAUUGCACCAAGUUUGUAGAAUGAUAUUUUAAAUGCAGUGGUGUAUUGUAGUUUUUUUUGCA
Amborella trichopoda is the source of this 934-nucleotide messenger RNA. RefSeq names its product small ribosomal subunit protein uS11y-like. Gene Ontology annotation, cellular component: ribosome. Lineage: Eukaryota; Viridiplantae; Streptophyta; Magnoliopsida; Amborellales; Amborellaceae. The record is from RefSeq and is a predicted model, not a curated record. Gene Ontology annotation, biological process: translation. Gene Ontology annotation, molecular function: structural constituent of ribosome.